AUGUACAUCUCCACCACGUCUAUCGGCGGUAUUAUUAAUGGUACCUCCUUCGCAUACGCUGCCGCCGUCUCUCCCCCCCUGGGUGUGUGGCUGUCCCGUCCUAUUGUGAGCCUAGCAUACCAGAUAACCUCUGCGUAUUCCGUCUCGACUAUCCUACUAGGCCGCUCGUCUUAA
Bipolaris maydis ATCC 48331 is the source of this 174-nucleotide messenger RNA. NCBI's taxonomy places the organism in Eukaryota, Fungi, Ascomycota, Dothideomycetes, Pleosporales, Pleosporaceae. The record is from RefSeq and is a predicted model, not a curated record.